UUGUGAGUGAGUCGGCCGUCUCAGCGAGCGAAAGUCUCGUGUUGUGAUAUCGAGGCUUGAUUGAUGGACGAAAAGACGAAUUAGGUGCGACCCUUCGAUUCGCCCUGCUGAAACGAUCUCGAAAGCAUCUGCAGACGUGGAGAGCAGCCAGAAGUGCGUCGUGAUGCGAGUUAGCGGGCAGUGCCAACAAGUUUGAUAAUGGUUGUCAAGACGAUAUUGUUGUAUCUCUACGCCCUGCUGAAGCGGUUUCUAUGCAGACGUGACAAUGCAUUGGAGGAAAUAUUAAAAAAAGGAGAAAAAGAAGGUCGUCCCAAUGAACAGGCAAGCCUUGGUUUCUUUAAAACGGACGGCCAGAUAAAUAUUCCCGCAAACGACGUCUUUGUCCUUGUCGUCCACUAUGAUUUUGAGAACCAAGCAAUUGCUCGAGAAGGGGAUUCUAAUGACGUGCAGAACCUGAAAACAACGUUCGGAAAUAACAGGAAUUGCAACUUUCGUGAUCUGAAAUCACCGAAAAAAGAGCAUUUGCUCGAUAUUCUUGGUGAUCAGAAAGAGCUGUUACGAUUUUUCUCCUCGAAAGAUCCCCCAGACGUGUUUCUCCUUUUUGUGCUAUCUCAUGGAUAUGAAGAUGGCAUCAUUUAUACCGACCACUUACUCGACGAUCAAAAAACAAACGCUCAUUUCACGACAGAUGAAGUCUUCGACUCGAUCAAAAAGUUGACCAAGUUCGAAAAGUGCCUCAAACUGAUCAAUUUCGGCCCCUGUCGCGGGGAAUUACCCGAUCCAAAAUUCAACAGGAAUAAGGAAGUGUGUGAAGAGACGUACAAAAACCGAAACGCCAGUAGGAUCACGUUCACUCCAGCAAUCCACAAUUUGGUGGUUUUCUAUUCAACCGUCGAAACAACGCUAGCAAACAGAAAUGAACUUGGGUCUUGGUUUGUACAAAAAUACUGUGACUGUUUAAAUCAGACUGAGGAAAAGCCGUUGUUGACAUUCCUCUCGAUGGUGCAGAACAAGGUGCACUUUUCGUCCAUGCCUAAUUUGAAUACACGCGAAUCCCUGGGUCAGACGCCAGAAUUAAAGAUGUUCUCUCAAGACCGAGAAUUCUUUAUUUCAAGGUCACUGAUUGCUCCAGUGACAUUCCCAAACACUGAUGGAAAAAUGGUGAAACCUGGGUCGAAUACGACGUAUUCCAAACAAUUCACAUGGAAGUCUGAUGAAGGACAAAACAUUAGAGGUCGAAACGCAUUCAUUUUGUAUGAAAAACGUGAUGAACAAGUAGAAAAACUUGUUAAGUCUGUUCGUAACUUGGAUUUUGAGACAAGAUUAUUUCAACUAAACAAACUCUCUUUGGACUCGUAUUUAAAAAUCUGUAGUGAGUUAGAACACGACGUCGGCUGCAUUUUGACAUGCAUUUUUGGCGAAGUGAGUGAAAACGAUGCGAAGGAAGUUUGCAUUCUUGUCGGACAAGAGAAGAAGCCACUCACAGAUAUUCUGCACAGCUUUGUCGGACCGAAAAACGCCAAGUGGAUCGGAAAGCCAAAAAUAUUUGUUCUAAUUAACCAAGAGGCUUCGAAACGUGACACACUCUCACCAGAGGGAAAGUUUGAUAUUUCGGCUACGAAUCACAGUGGCUGGCUGGUUCUGAUUUUAAAGGAUAAAGAUUUGUUAGAAAAGCUGAUCAGGAUCUUCAAAAGCAAGGAUCUCAAAAAAGGAAAAAGUCUACAGGAGAUGUUGUAUUCUUUGCUGAUUUCUGAAUCAAAGAAGAACAAAGUUUUGCUCAACUCUACGCUGCAAUACCUCCUCGACUUCCCCGACUGGCCACGUACUUUCGUCAGUCAGAGUUUCAGAUUGAGGGAAAAUGAUAGCUCGAAGGUCAAUACCUUUGAAUUUGAUGAGACGGUUAGAGAAGCAAAAAAAUCCUUUGAUAGGGGGCAUGUUUGGCUCAUGAGUUCAGUUGCUGGAUCCGGAAAGACGACAGUUCUAAAAGAAAUAGCUUACCAACUCGGGAAAUCUAACCCUGAAUUGAAAAUUUUGUAUAUUUCGCUGAAGAAACAUUCGUUAACAAUUUUGAACAAGCCCACCUUGAACCAAUUCCUUGCUAGUGCAACAUUUCAUUCCACAGACGACAUCAAAAGGUGGAUUGAGGAGAAAAAAGCCAUUGUUUUCUUUGACGGUUUCGAUGAAAUUGAUCCUCAUCUUAGAGAAAAAGUGAUCACAUUGUUCCAUUCUUUGAAAGGAAGGGAAGUAUCCAUGUUUAUUGCAACCAGACCUCACGAGGCAGAAAUAAUCAAGGAACGCAUUGUUUGCGACGUACUUGUAGGGGUUGAACCUCUGAACGAAGAAAAGCAAAUCAAUUUCUUGAAGAUUGUGACAGGAAAGAAUGAAGAAGAAUGCAAACAGUUUUUAACUGAUUUCGAGGAGAAAGAUAUUUUGGAGAAUUCGUUGCAUCUAUCGUUGCUAGCCUCAAUUAGAAGCGAAGGAAACUUGUAUCAAAUUUACGCAAAGGUCGUUGAGAAGAAACUUGAGCUCUGCCUACUGAGGGAUGGAUACAACAUUGACGACAGCACAAAUUUCCGUCUAAAGAUGGCAUUGGCUUCGAUACAUCUCCAGUUGAUUGCUUUACGCUUCCUGAGGAAUGAGAACCUGAUUGGACGCGGAAUAAGCAGGGAAGACUUGGAAAAGAUGAACGACUACGGCGUUGCGACUGUUCUGGACGGAGAAGUCACGUUUUUGCACCAGACGUUUGCUGAAUUCCUGGCUACAAAGCAGUUCUUGGAUGAUUUUAAUCUGUCACAGUUAUUGGAUUCGGCGCUUUUCCAAGAUAGUACUUCUGCGCAGUGCAGGAAGUUUCUGGACUUAUUCUACUGCACUCAGCAAAAAGAAAAACCUGAAGACUUGGGGGAUCAUGUGGAGGCUCUUUUAGCUGUCGCCAAAUCGAUUGGUCCUAACAAUUUCUUGAAAAAGGUUUUGGAAAAUAAUCUAAGACAGGUUUUCUUAAUGAUUAAGCCCCGAAUUUCGUUUCAUGCAAAUUCAAAUUCUUCCAUUUGCAUGGAAAAAAGCCCAGAGCUGUUGAUGAGUGCAAUCGGCAAUGAACAAAUUGCCGUUCAACUGCUGGAAAUGGGAAUUGUUGAUAAAUCAAGUUUGGAACAAAUUUUGCCUGAUUUGCUGCGAAAUAUUGAAGAGAAUAAUUCUGUUGUCGUCCUAGAGAAAUUCAGAUUGGAAUUUGCGGAUCUUCCACUUAUGAUUGAAGCCUGCUAUUCCAACGAUUCUGAAACGAGCAAAAAUCUGAAGAAAGUAGGAUUUACAGCAAUCCGAAAUGAUUUUGACAUUAUUCUCGAGAUGCUUAUCCAGAUUGGAAUUCGUGCUGUUGAUGCAUUUGAUGAAGAAGAAAACAGUCUCUUUGCGGCUUGCAGAUAUGGAAGUGUCAAGUGCUUCAGAGUUCUGCUCAAACACGGAGCUCAAAAAGUAAUUUAUGGCAGUACCCUCUAUGAUCCUUUGAAUGUGGCCACAGAAUUCGGUCAUUUGGACCUGCUGAAGUUCCUAAUGGAAGAAAAUCCCAGCUUAUUCAAAAGAGAUGAAUCCACAUUGGUUCUCGAUGGGCUGCAAGAUAUUUGGAAUCCAUUCCAAUAUGCUAUCAUGUACGGACGCAAAGAAAUAGCCACGUAUUUUCUUUCAAAGUGCCCUGGUUUGAUUGAAAGUAAAACGAAGGAUGGUAAAAACCCAAUGCAACUGGCAGCUAUUAUGAGAAAGUGGGAAGUACUCGAAUGGCUAGCUCAGUUACCAAACACUGAUAUCAAAUCUUUGAUCCCUGACGGAGAGAGUGUAUAUUGGACGCAAUUUGAGCUGGAAAAUUAUGAGCACUUCUUGAUGCUUCAAGGCGGAGUCAAAGAAAAGGAUAAAAAGGGGAGAAGUGUCCUUCAUUACGCUGCAAAGUACGGUUAUACUGAUCUUGUUGCAAAAUUCAUCGAGGCCGGUGCCGACAUCGAAGCCACGGACGUUGACGGCUGGAACGCGUUACACUUUGCUUGUCUGUUAGACAAAAAUAUUGAAACAAUUAAGCUACUACAUUCACGGAGCAAACAACUUGCUAAGGGAAAGACAAGUAAAGGACAAACAGCUUUGCAUAUUUUGGCGCAAUAUUGCAACCCAAAGGAUUUUGGAAAAGCAAUUUCGAGUAGCGUGGACAUUGCGAGGUUUUUGUUUGAAGACGCUGGUGUUGAUUUAAGUGCCAAGGACAAUGAAGAUGAUAGAGCUUCUGGUAUAGCUGAUGAAAGAGGACUAGACAAAUCAAUAAUAAUGUUUCUAAGAGUACAACACAUUGAUCCUUCCGCAAAGUAUGACUUGAUGAAUUCAUCGGUGAUUUUCUCCGUAUCAGAAGCUGGUGAUUUGCUGUCACUGCAACAAUGGAUUCAACAAGGCGGAGAUUUGUCAAUGAGAGAUGAAUCUGGACGUACGGCAUUGCAAUUAGUGGAAGAGAAAGGGGAGUUUAGAUUAAUGCAGAAGAAGAACGAAACUGGACAGAAUAUGCGGUUCAAUGAACAAGAGAGGGAGAGUUCACUCUUGCUUGCCUGUAAACAAAAGAACUGGGAUAAGGUUAAAAAUUUGCUUGAAUCCAAGAAUUCGAGCAUCAACAGGCAAGACAAAGAUGGAAGAACGGCUCUGCAUUAUGCCGCAGAAGAAGGACAUUUUGGUUUGGUCUUCCAGUUGCUUAGCCAAAGAGCUGAUAUGCAUGUGAAGGAUCACAAUGGAUGGACGGCGUUGCAUUACGCCAUUCUAACGAACAAUAAAGAUUUGGUUCAAAUGCUGCUCGAAAGUGGUGCUGAAAUCGAUUCGAAAACUAAGAGGGGAGAAACAGCUCUGCACCUCGCAGCCUACAAAGGCUCAACAGAAUUAACGAUAAAAUUGAUACAAUGUGGUGCGGAUGUAAAUUCCAAGAACAAUCAUGGUUUGACAUGUUUAAACAUCGCCACAGUUAAUAGAAAUCUGGAUUUGUUGGAAGUUCUCUUAAAAAAUAAAGCUGAUGUCAACAAUGAAUAUAAGCUUUUUGGAAAUACCCCUCUGCACCAUGCUGCACUAGAGAACUAUCCAGAAAUUUUAGAAAUGCUUGUCAAUCAUGGCGCCGAUGUGAAUUUACAAAAUAAAAAUGGAUGGACAGCUCUGCACUUAGCUGCAAGGUAUAACCCAGAACUGAGUCAAACGCUGCUAGAUCACGGUGCUGAUGUUAAUUCAAAAGAAAUUGAUGCAUGGACUCCUCUGCUCCUUGCUGCAAGGUUUUAUCCAGAGCUGAGUAAAACGCUUUUAAAUCAUGGUGCUGAUGUAAAUUCAAAUACAAAAAUGGGAUCUUCUCCUCUGCACUUUGCUGCAAGGUAUAAUCCAGAACUGAGUCAAACGCUCCUGGAUCACGGUGCUGAUAUUAAUUCAAAAGAAAUUGAUGCAUGGACUCCUCUGCACUUUGCUGCAAGGUAUAAUCCAGAACUGAGUCAAACGCUCCUGGAUCACGGUGCUGAUAUUAAUUCAAAAGAAAUUGAUGCAUGGACUCCUCUGCACUUUGCUGCAAGGUAUAACCCAGAACUAAGUCAAACGCUGCUAGAUCACGGUGCUGAUGUUAAUUCAAAAGAAAUUGAUGCAUGGACUCCUCUGCACUUUGCUGCAAGGUAUAAUCCAGAUCUGAGUCAAACGCUACUAGACCAUGGUGCUUAUGUAAAUUCAAAUACAAAAAUGGGAUCGUCUCCUCUGCACUUUGCUGCAAGGUAUAAUCCAGAGCUGAGUCAAAAGUUGCUGGACCAUGGUGCUGAUGUGUAUUUAGAAAAUAGAGAAGGAUGGACAGCUCUGCACGUUGCUGCAAGGUAUAAUCCAAAAUUAGCACUAAAGCUGAUCGACCACGCCAUAGAUGCGGAUAUUUUGGAAUCAAAAUUCAAAAAUGAAUGGACUGCGUUGCACCUUGCUAUGGAAAUCAACUGCCCAGAAUCAGUGCAAAAGCUUCCCGGCAAGGGCGCCGAUGUUAAUUUACAAAAUGGUGAUGGAUCCAAGGCCCUUCAAUUAGCCAAAGUACAGAACUAUCGAGCACUUGAGGAAAUGCUCCUCGACCAGAGAAUUUUUAAGAGUUUAAAACUCACGACAGGAACUUCAGCUCUAACACUCGCCAUUGAAUCAAACAAUUUGACAGUUGCUGAAAAUCUAAUUAAUAAUGGAGGUGAUUUGACGGUUCGUGACAAGAAUGGAAGAAAUAUUUUACUGCAUGCUUUGAAGAACUUUGAAAUGGUAAAAUACUUGCAUGAGAAAAACGGUGAAUUAGUGAAGCAAGUGACAAACGAUGGCAGCACUUACCUGCACCUUGCAAUUGACAACGACGACUGUCCCUUUGAAGUGAUCCUUUGGCUCAUCGAAGAAAUUAAAAUCGAUGCGAAUGCAACGAAUGAAUUCGGUGAGACAGCGUUUAUGAUGGCUUGUAGUAAGAAUCGAAGUGACGUCGUCGAAUAUUUGUUGACAAACAAGGACAUCGACUUAAGCAAUAAAGAUAGAGGUGGGAGGACUGCCCUGCACCAUGCCGUCACAUCAGGAUGUGUGGAUUUAGUGCAAAAUCUGCUCGAUCGUGGCGCUGAUUUGAGGAAAAAGGACGAUGAAAACAGAAAUGUCAUGUUUUACGGAUUGAAAAGUAAGGAAAUGAUUUUAUAUCUAAACAGGAAAAAUUCGGAAUUCAUAAAAGCAGUGGACACUCUACAAAACACUUUACUUCUGUAUGCGAUCGAAUUUUUUUAUAUGGUUGAUAGGGAUGUGGUUCAUUGGCUAAUCAAUGAAUCCGGAAUCGAUCUAAAUGCCGUGGACGAUGAGGGCAAUUCAGCUUUUAUUGUGGCCUGUAUGAGGAGAAAGUGGGAUUUUGUCGAAACUCUAUUGACGAAGGAUGUGGAUAUCCAAGUUAAAGAUGAAGAAGGAAAAAACCCUCUACAUUAUGCUGCAGAAUCAGGAUACUUUGAUUUGGUGCAGAAGCUUAUCGAACGUGGUGUCAAUCCGACUUUGAAAGACAAUCUCGGAAAGAACACAAUGCACUACGCAUUGCAACACUUGGAUAUUGUUAAAAGCUUGGACAGAGAACUGGCGAAGGAAGUGACCAAAGAUAAAAACACUUCCUUGCACAUUGCAAUCGGGAUAUAUGAUUAUUCGAUUGAGGUGAUUCGGUGGCUCUUAGAUGAAGCUCAAGUAGACGUGAACGCUAAAAAUCUAAAUGGUGAGACUGCGUUGAUGAUUGCAUGUUCAAAAAAUAGGUUUGAAGUCAUACAAAUUCUUGUGGAGAAAAAAGCAGAUGUCAGCAUUCAGGACAACAAAGGACGAACAGCUCUGCACCAUGCAGCAAGAUCGGGACACUUGGACUUAGUUAAAAUUCUGUUUGAUCAUAUGGCCUCAGAGAAGGACGAAGAUGGCUCUCUGAACAUUCAACAGACUCUCGUUGAACUUGUCAAACACGUUGACAAGGAGGACAACACAUUGUUAGUCUUGGCGAUGGAAAGUAGCGAAAAGUUUGACGAGAGUGUGAUUAGUUGGCUGGUCGAUAACAAAAAAUUAGAUUUGAAUGCGGUAAACUGCAAUGGCGAAUCAGCUCUUCUUCUCGCUUGCAAGCACAGAAAAUGGGACGCCGUUGACAUUUUGCUGUCCAGAGAAGACACAAUCAUCGGUUCCAAAGAUCAGAAGGAAAGAACUCCUUUGCAUUGGGCAGCGUUUUCUGGAAACCUGGAUGUAGUUCAGAUGCUGGUCGAGCGUGGCGCUGAUUUAACUUUGAAGGACAGCGACGGAAUGAACGUGAUGCACCAUGCCCUGAAAGACCUGGAAACUGUAAAAUUCCUGCACAAUCUGAACAAAGGGCUUGUGACGGAAAUCACGAAAAACGGAAGCACCUGUUUUCACCUGGCAGUCAUUCGCGGCUCACCCGAAGUAAUUCGUUGGCUAGUCGAUGAGGGAAUCGAAGUCGAUCUGGACAAAAGCAAUGAGCUUGGUUUGACCGCUCUUUUGCUUGCAUGCCGCAAAAAUAUGUGGGAGGUCGUUGAGUUUUUGGUGGACAACAAAGUGGACAUCACCAAAUCAGAUCGAGCGGGUAAAACUGUAUUAAACUACGCUAAAGAAUCAGAUCAAUUAAAGUUGGUGGAAUUACUGAAUAAGUUGAGCGCUCCUAAUUCAGGUGGAAAAAUUCGGUCCCAGUGGAACCGAAUAUUUCGCUUUCAGCGGAUCAAAAAUAUUUGGUCAAAAUAACUGUCAAGUGCAACUACAUGAUUUCUUAAAUUUUAUCAUCUCUAUAAGGUAUUUCAGAUGUUUGUGUUGAACUGUAUAUAAAAUGAAAUAUGUUUUUUCGGUAUAUUGUGUUGGGGACUAUUAUAUUGUAUAUUUAUAUGUUUUUAAUGAAUAUAAUGUUGGAGUAACAAUAAUUAAAAUGUGUAUUUAAAUAUAAUUAUCGUUUCUUUUUUUAAAAUCACCUCAGCACAUUACAUAUACAUGCUAAAAAGUGGCCUCGUGUAAGCGAGAAAUAUAGUAGGUUGAAUAUUCAAAUUUUAUUUUGAUAACCUUCAAGCUUAAGCUUAAGGAAGUUUUUUCUACAUAAGAACUCUUAUCAUUUUACCUGGUUUACGCAAAAUAUUUCCAGAUUAGAAGGUAUUAAUUUAAGGACGUUAUGUAGUAAAUUAAUUAUUGAUAGAAAAAAAAAGAAAAUUUUAAAUAGAUUUUAAUUUGGAACUUUUAUUCGUUUUAAAUUUUGAAACUCAUCAGUUAAUAUCUAAAAUAAAGUUAAAAAGUAAAUGCGGUAGUGAUAGAACUGCUGUGAGCUGGUCUUACUCCUCAGGUUUGUCAAAUGUUACCAAAUUGCACUUAUAUAUCGUAGAUUCUUGUAACGCUAUAUUAGUUUAUAUAUCUUCUUUAUAUUAAAGUAAAGGAGAGGUGCCUCUUACCAGGAAGCGGUGCACCUCAGUCUCCCUGAAAGCAGAAAACAAACUGCACCUUGAGCCAGGGUCGAACAACACCUUUUUUCCAUUCCUCUGAAGUUGUCUUGGCCGAUGCGGUGGACGCGGCCCGGCACCCGCAGCUCGCUCGCAGGGUUCAGGAUCGGCUCGUUGAGGAAGACGUGCGGCACCUCCGUCAGGUUCAGACCCUUUGAACCCCGAGCGACCGACGGGAAGCAGCAGCAUCGUCACCUUCUUCUGCGCGCGUCCUGAACUAACGGUAAACCAGAAUUUUGAGUCCCGCAAAAGGAUCGAAAUCCGAAAGAGGGGAAAUUCACGUCCUGACAGGUAGGAACAAUUGAUCCUGAACUCAGUUUCAAGGUCUCUGGAUAUCAGGAGAAAGGUUGUUUUUUGUUCCGUAUAUAGCUGUGAAAUUGUAUCAUUAUUACGUAGCUUCAUGUUUGAAUCAGACAUCAACAGUUGGCGCCAGUUUAUUUAACUUCCCGUUUAUUUUGGAAUUAAACCUGGUGUGCUUCCAUAAUCGUAAAUUACUCCGUGUUGUCACAUUUUAUGAUCCAGCUUGAAUAUUUUUUAGUUUACCUGACGCCUGGUUUAGAUAUCUGUAUCGAAAUUUGUAUUUAAUAGCUGAAAAUUUGAAUUUUCAUCUCUGGAACGGCGAAGUAUGAUAUUUGAGCGUCCUAAAAUUUGGUUGGGAAGCGAAUUAAAUUGAUAUAUCAAAUUUUGUAAUGAGAAUUCCUUUAAAACUAUUGUAUACCUUGAUUAUAGGUCGACAGCCUCCUGGACCUGAGCGCAGGAAAUUUCGUUUUCGGUCAACUUCCUCUGCAGCACGUCCAGCAUGCGAAAAACCAUAUUUCCCCCCCCCCCCUCGCGUUUAAUUUCCCCAACCGAUUUAUUAUUAAAACAAUGUCUCACGUUGGAGAAAAGGAGGAUUUCGGCUGCAGGGUUGGCGUCGAGGAUGGCCUUGGCAGCGCGGACGACGGCGCCGGCCGCUUCACCUCCUCGAAACACUCGACGCAGAAGCAGUUCCCGCAAACCACCACCGUCCAUCUCCAUCGCUCAAAUUGUCAAUGUGCAAACGACUUUUAAAGGGAAAGCACAUCAUAUAUGGAAAAGGUCUCAGGGUUUUCGGCGCCAUCGGAGGCGAUGUCGUUCUGCCCGAGGUUGAGAAGGUAGUGCAGCUGGCCCUUACGUUCGCCCUUCCAGGGUGAGCCCGCAGCACCUGCAGCUCAAUCACGUGGACUUGUGUUCGACUCUCUGUAGAGUAAAUUGUCUAUAUUUUAUAUUAUAGUAAAAUGUAUCACUAGCAACUCGUGUCGAGACACUAUUCAGCCGCGAAACCAGAAGAAAAAAUGUUUCGUAGAUAUAAAAUUGGCUUAUUUGUUUAUUUUUUCCUUUAUUGUCUGUCGCGCGAAUUCUGUUUAACUUUGGCGUCUUUCACGCCCCAAAAUAUAUUUUUCCGAUCACUGACUGGCACGUGACACCCUAAGGGAUGUCAAAUCCAUGCCCCGAGCCUUUGAGGCGGUUCUCUGCCUUCCUAGAAAAAACAAGCCCAUUUUCGCGGAUGCAAUGAGUACGUUGGUGUAAAUUUCUGUUUUUAUAAAAUAAAAAAGACAAAUAAACUUGAAAACUAUUUGAUU
Messenger RNA from Cloeon dipterum, 10579 nucleotides. RefSeq lists its product as uncharacterized. The transcript has 13 exons. NCBI's taxonomy places the organism in Eukaryota, Metazoa, Arthropoda, Insecta, Ephemeroptera, Baetidae. Bases 199 to 8241 code for a protein of 2680 amino acids. The record is from RefSeq and is a predicted model, not a curated record. Gene Ontology annotation, molecular function: cysteine-type endopeptidase activity; ATP hydrolysis activity; protein binding. Gene Ontology annotation, biological process: proteolysis.